AUGACUGCUGCGGGAGUCUCUCCGUCCAGCUCCCCGCGACUCCCCAGUCCACCUCCGUUCACCGAGGUCCAGAUCGGCCCGCAGUCGCCAUCCGUCGGUGAUUCUUUUGGCAAAGACGCAGAUAACCUGCUGGGCUCGUCGCCCGGCGAUGAUGAUGGCUCGACGCGCAGGAUCCGCCCGGGCACCAAAGCGGGUGACAUGGCGUUUGGUCCGCCGCUGAUUCCGCUGUCGCAGCUCGACUCGCCUUUCCAGCUUCAAGAACACCUGAAAGCCCUAUACCAUCAUUUCACGAAGCCUGAAGGAUCAGACACGGUAGUCCCAAUCACCCGCGAGGUCGCAAUCCAGCUGGCUGAACCGCCUGAAGGCGUCGACCGAUCCCUCUGGCUCUACGAACUGUGCCGCUUUCUCACCAUGAAAGUCAACAACCUCCUCAUUGCCUUCUUCGCCGAGAACCCGCCCUGCUCAUCGCAGACAUGCCCCGAAAUGCGCGCGUCCGAAUGGCAGUACCUCUGCGCCGUGCACGACCCGCCCAAGUCAUGCUGCGCUAUUGAUUACUGCUGCCAUACUCUCGACUGGGCGACCAACACCCUCACCUCCCCCAAGUACUUCCCUAGCCGGCUGACGCUGGGCAACGAGGCUGCAGGCGGCCCGCAGGCCAGCAUGAGGCAUUUGACCAACAUCUUCCGGCGACUGUAUCGCAUCUUUGCGCAUGCGUGGUUCCAACACCGUGAUGUUUUCUGGGAGGUUGAGGGUCAUGACGGUCUGUAUGUCUUCUUCAAGACUGUCUGCGACAUGUACAACCUCAUCCCAGAUGACAACUACACGAUUCCUCCCGAGGCAGAGGGUCCCGACGCGGUCCAGCCUGCUGCCGCCGAAGAGUCUACUAUGGAUAACCGACGAUUAACGAUUCUACGCAAGGAUGAUGAGACCCCCGUCAAUUUGGCCGUGGAGGACAUGGACCCGUCUAUCAGUACCGGCGCCACUACACGACGACACAAACAUAGCCCGUCGACGGGAUCGCGCGUGACUACUAUUAGUGAGAGUGCUGAGGAUCAAGAUGAUAACCAGCAAAAGCCAUCACCGGUGCGGGAAGCCUCGGCGGAGCCGUCAGGGUUGCCGAAGAAGGAGAAUGUGAAUAAAAGUGAGGAGACUGAGAAGACUCCGGUCGAGAAGACUGCAACGGAAUCCACAGAUGGCUCACAGGAGAAGACCGAGGAACCGGCUGCUGAGACACAAGAGCAGCCAUCGCAAUCUGAAGAGCCAACGAACUCAGAGCAACCAGGACCUCAGAAGCCAGAGACAACGCCAAAGACAGAGCCAGAGGAGGAGCCCACACCUUCAGUGGCAGAGAACAAGGAAGAAGCCGUCUCUACAGAUGCUACGGCUGAACCCGAAUCUGCACCGGGGCCCAAGGCAGAACCCGAGACCCAGCCCGAUACAGAGGCCGAGACCAAAGAGUCUUAG
This is a messenger RNA of Penicillium lagena, 1464 nucleotides long. RefSeq names its product Mob1 family protein. The transcript has 2 exons. The record is from RefSeq and is a predicted model, not a curated record. Bases 1 to 1464 code for a protein of 487 amino acids. Gene Ontology annotation, cellular component: cytoplasm. Lineage: Eukaryota; Fungi; Ascomycota; Eurotiomycetes; Eurotiales; Aspergillaceae.